Rhopilema esculentum is the source of this 3689-nucleotide messenger RNA. The record is from RefSeq and is a predicted model, not a curated record. NCBI's taxonomy places the organism in Eukaryota, Metazoa, Cnidaria, Scyphozoa, Rhizostomeae, Rhizostomatidae.
ACCCCCUGACGUUCUUCACAGAAUUUAAAGUCAGUUCAUUGUAAUUCCUUUUGUGCAAAAGAGGAAGUAUGAUUUCGGGACAAUACCAAUGGCAAGUGGGUUCUUGGAAGGUGCACAUAUUCGUUCGCAGGCUAACUUGAAACUCGUUGAUUGGAAAAAAUGCCGAGCUUAUUCAAAUUCGGAGACAAAGAGGUAAAUCCGUCAGUUGGAUUUCAAACAGGAUCAACACAUAAGCAAUCUAAUGUUCGAAGAUGGCGUUGGAUUAUCGGAUUCGGAAUCUUUAUAGUAAUCGUUGUAGCUAUUGCAUUAUUGGUUUAUUUCUUGUUGAAAAAAGAAACUGGACCAUCACUGUCUCCUGAGUUCCAAGAACUGGAAGGUGACAUGAAAAGCAGCGUUGACCCAUGUAAUGAUUUCUACGAAUAUUCUUGCGGAAAAUACAUCGACCGUUACUUGCCCAACAGAUUUACCAGUCAAAAUGUCUACCGAGAUAAAUUUGCCAUCUUACAAGAAGAAAAUAUCAAGAAAGCAAAAGCAACCAUGGAGUCUAUGUCUAAAACAAAGGAUCCUUUCUUCAAAAAGGCAUAUUCAUAUUACCAAUCAUGCAUGACUGGGAGCAGACUUUUCAAUGUCUACGUAACCUCUGCACAGCAAAUCGGUGGUUCGGAUAUUACCACGUUUGGAAACUUCGACCUUUCUCGAUGGAAUCUUGAAAAUGCAAUCAAAGAUCUUAUAACAAAGUUCAAUGCAAACCCACUGUUUUCAGUGAAAAUACGGGCCGAUUUGUUUAAUACUUCAAGGAAUAUUAUAAUGAUAGACCCACCCGAUUUCAAGACGCUGUCGAAACUUGCCUCUGAGGAAGAGAUGGGAUAUUUUCCUGGUACAUAUAGUGAUGAAGUCCUCGAAGAAGACAUGGAUACUAUUUCAUUGUUUGUUUCACGAUUUGGUGACAGAAUCAGACACAAAUUCAUAGAAGAUAUAACGAGAAGCACAUCAAAGACCACGUACUACACAUGGUCGAAAGUCAAUGAAGCUGAACGGUUUGAGAUGAAAGUUAUAUCGGAUUUGCAAAGUACCUUCAGAGGAGUAAAAAUCCGUCAGAGAUAUAAAGUCAUCAGCUUGUCACAGCUAAACAACUUGACAAGUUAUCAGAUUAACUGGCUUGGACUUCUGCAGAGCAUAUAUCCUACUCAUGGUAUUUCGCUGAACACCGAGAUCGGUUUGUUUGUACCUCAAACGUAUUUGCAAACUCUAUCAACAUAUGUCAGUGCGUCUAGAAGUUUACUUCCAAACUUUUUUGCUCUGUUCUUGCUGAAGAAAUUGAGUCCUGUUCUGCCAGAUGCUUACUUUGCUGCAUACUACUUUAACGGAAAUGCAGAUGUUAUUGGAACGAAGGGAAAAGAAAGAUGGCGGGCUUGCCUCUUGGAUACUGAGACGAGUCUACCUAUGUCAGUUGGAAUGAUUUUCACAAAAGCUACUAUUACUGAUAAAACUGUUAAUGAGACAAGUACCAUGCUUAAAGAAAUACAAAAAUCAUUCGAAGAAGGCAGUACAAAUCUUACUUGGCUAGACAAAUCGACCAAAGAUGCUGUGCACACAAAGAUUCAAAACGUGAUUGAUAUCAUCUCAGGACCGAAGGUCUUCAAAGAUGGUUGGCUAGAUAGCACUUAUCGUCAGGUAGUUUCGUCCAGCGGUGACCUUGGUGGUUUUUUUCUGUCCUGCCAACGUAAUCUUGCUAGAAUGAACUUGGAGAAAUUGAAGGAGAAACCGAAAAGAGAAGAGUGGGAUUUGUCGGCUGGAUUUCCAAUUCUGUAUCAAGUGAACGCGUUUUACGAUCGAACCCGAAAUGCAAUUUCUAUUCUCUCUGGGAUUUUAAGACAGCCGUUCAUGUACAGUGAUGGACCAAACUACUUAAACUACGCAAAAAUUGGCGCCGUACUAGGCCACGAGCUUCUUCAUGGUUUUGAUAGCAAUGGAUGGUAUUAUGAUAAGGAUGGUCAGCUAGCACCGUGGUGGACGUCUUCAUCAGCUCGUGGCUUCAGUAUCAGAGAAGCAUGUGUUAAAAAUCAGUAUGAUAGUUAUGUUAUAGCUGGAAUGAAUAUUGAUGGGAACAAAACACUUGGGGAGAAUAUCGCAGAUAAUGCUGGCUUGAAAUACGCUUUCCAUGCGUAUAAAAAAUGGGCUUCUAAGAAUCCAAAAGAACGUAAACCCGAAAAACUGAAGACAUUAAGCCACGAGCAACUAUUUUUUAUAGGAUAUGGCCAGUUGUGGUGUAGGGCAGCAAGUACAUCAACAACGCGAGCAAUUCUCCUUUCCGAUAACCACAGCCCAAACCGAUACAGAGUUAUCGGAUCUGUAAGCAACUUUCCGGAAUUCGGAAGGGUAUUCAACUGUCCUUUGGGAAGUGCUAUGAAUCCCAGGAACAAAUGUGAAUUUUGGUGAAGAUGGUACAUUGUAAACAGGUCCUCUCACCAUUCUUAUUGACGACCUGGAAUCAUCACGUGAAUAAACUUUGAAUUUUAUAACUGUUAAAAUUAGCUCAGACUGAUGAGGCCGAUCUCUGAAUUUGUUCAUUUUUUAAAAGAGGAGUUUUUUAUCGUGUUACAUGCACAUCUAAGCCUGGUUUCUAUCAGUAGUAAAAGUCGUAAAUGCCGUAUCAACCCUCAAUCGUAUUUUUGCUGCUAAUGCGACUGUAUGGAAGUAUUCAUGCUACAGGCGAACCUGACAGGUGCGAUGUAAAAGAUAUGUUAUGUCGUUGUCGUAUGUGGUAGGAUUUAUACUGCAUUUUACAACUGGCACGACCGGCAAUUAUAACAUGUAUCAGAUACGACUAAUACAACUGAUAAGACUAUACGGAAAAUAUGGAAACCAGGACAUCAAUGAUCACACUCAUAUUUGUGUUCAAGAGUCUCUAUAAUGUAUAUGAAGUCAUUCAAGCUCUUCACCGACUCAAGAAGACAGGUUGAAAAUCGCUCAUUGACGCAAAAUAUAUAGCACAAUAAAGGUUGCCAACACAGAAUUCCUCCAACCUACCAUGUGCCCCCUUUAUAAGGGCCUGAAAGUAUUAGCUAUCAAUUUUCAUCCCAGUUCCACGUAAAAGAAGAAAAUUUCACGCAUUAUCUAACGUGAAAGGACAAGUACUUUGACCGACAGUAGAUGAGGGCCUUUUUUACAAUGCAGAAAGUUUUUAUCGGUCCUUCCUUUCUUUGUUGAAUAGGACGAUUUGAGAAAUUCUGAGUGGAUGCAAAUGAACAAAAAAUACAGGAAAACUAAGAACAUUAAUAUUGCAACAAUUAAAGUAGUCUUUCUUGUUUAAUCCGGGCCAACUAAUCAACAAUUAUAUUUACUUAGCCCGGUCAUCAAUUUUUAAGCGAUGGUCUAACCUAUCCCUAGCGAUUGAUUAUCCCAUUUCAUAGUGAUUCACUUUUAUUUUUAUUUUUGUAGUGAUUUAAAGCACAAUUAAGUAAUUGGUCGAUCUUGUUUUAGUGGUUAAGUCGUUUUUUGCCAUUUAUAAUCUUCGUAAUUGAUUGAUGUAAUGAGGAUGUAUAGAAUAAUAAAUAAUAAUAGUUAUUAUUUUAGUUUGGCUUCUCGUAUAGCUAAUUAAUUAGCUAAUUAAUGUCAACCAAAACUUAAAUUCACGUUGAUGUUAACUAAAUUGCAAGUAUAAAUCUAUCAAAAUAACUGAGAAACAA